Molecule: messenger RNA, 2984 nt
Organism: Piliocolobus tephrosceles (Ugandan red Colobus)
Lineage: Eukaryota; Metazoa; Chordata; Mammalia; Primates; Cercopithecidae
Gene: ERO1B
Product: endoplasmic reticulum oxidoreductase 1 beta
Exons: 16
Coding region: 254-1657 (467 amino acids)
Biological process (GO): protein folding in endoplasmic reticulum
Cellular component (GO): endoplasmic reticulum membrane; endoplasmic reticulum
Molecular function (GO): FAD binding; protein-disulfide reductase activity; thiol oxidase activity
Source: RefSeq, a predicted model, not a curated record
CGUGGCCGAUGAGCCGAGCGAGCUGGGGGCGGGGCCGCCUGGGGGGGAUGAUGUAGGGGAGCUCGCCUUUCCUGCCUCACUCGCAGCUGCCGGGUAUUUCGGAGACAGUCUCCCGCCUCCGGACCGGCGUGCAAACCUCUGAUCCUGGAGCCGCUCGGCCGCUGGGAACCGUCCCCUUGGGUCGUCGCCCGGGCCGCCCGCCGUUCCCCGGCCCCGAGGAACCCGGCUGGCAGCGGCGUGGGGAGAGAUCAGCAUGAGCCAAGGGGUCCGCCGGGCAGGCGCUGGGCAGGGGGCAGCGGCCGCGGUGCAGCUACUGGUCACCCUGAGCUUCCUCCGGAGCGUCGUCGAGGCGCAGGUCACUGGAGUUCUGGAUGAUUGCUUGUGUGAUAUUGACAGCAUCGAUAACUUCAAUACCUACAAAAUCUUCCCCAAAAUAAAAAAAUUGCAAGAGAGAGACUAUUUUCGUUAUUACAAGGUUAAUCUGAAGCGACCUUGUCCUUUCUGGGCAGAAGAUGGCCACUGUUCAAUAAAAGACUGUCAUGUGGAGCCCUGUCCAGAGAGUAAAAUUCCAGUUGGAAUAAAAGCUGGGCAUUCUAAUAAGUACUUGAAAAUGGCAAACAAUACCAAAGAAUUAGAAGACUGUGAGCAAGCUAAUAAACUGGGAGCAAUUAACAGCACAUUAAGUAAUCAAAGCAAAGAAGCUUUCAUUGACUGGGCAAGAUAUGAUGAUUCACGGGAUCACUUUUGUGAACUUGAUGAUGAGAGAUCUCCAGCUGCUCAGUAUGUAGACCUAUUGCUGAACCCAGAGCGUUACACUGGCUAUAAAGGGACCUCUGCAUGGAGAGUGUGGAACAGCAUCUAUGAAGAGAACUGUUUCAAGCCUCGAUCUGUUUAUCGUCCUUUAAAUCCUCUGGCACCUAGCCGAGGCGAAGAUGAUGGAGAAUCAUUCUACACAUGGCUAGAAGGUUUGUGUCUGGAGAAAAGAGUCUUCUAUAAGCUCAUAUCGGGACUUCAUGCUAGCAUCAAUUUACAUCUAUGCACAAAUUAUCUUUUGGAAGAAACCUGGGGUAAGCCCAGUUGGGGACCUAAUAUUAAAGAAUUCAAACGCCGCUUUGACCCUGUGGAAACCAAGGGAGAAGGUCCGAGAAGGCUCAAGAAUCUUUACUUUUUAUACUUGAUUGAGCUUCGAGCUUUGUCAAAGGUGGCUCCAUAUUUUGAGCGCUCAAUUGUUGAUCUUUACACUGGAAAUGCAGAAGAAGAUGCUGACACAAAAACUCUUCUACUGAAUAUCUUUCAAGAUACAAAGUCCUUUCCCAUGCACUUUGAUGAGAAAUCCAUGUUUGCAGGUGACAAAAAAGGGGCCAAGUCACUAAAGGAGGAAUUCCGAUUACAUUUCAAGAAUAUCUCCCGUAUAAUGGACUGUGUUGGAUGUGACAAAUGCAGAUUAUGGGGAAAAUUACAGACUCAGGGUUUAGGAACUGCCCUGAAGAUAUUAUUCUCUGAAAAAGAAAUCCAAAAGCUUCCAGAGAAUAGUCCAUCUAAAGGCUUCCAACUCACCCGACAGGAAAUAGUUGCUCUUUUAAAUGCUUUUGGAAGGCUUUCUACAAGUAUAAGAGACUUGCAGAAUUUUAAAGUCUUAUUACAACACAGUAGGUAAUAAAGGCUUUUAUGUGUCUAACUAGAGACAUAAAGUGACUGUGGAAAGCCUUUUAAUUAUAAGCAUUCAGCAGAAAGAGACUAAUCUGACUUCAAGAAUUCUGAACUCAAAUAGAAAAUUUAAAUGCUCACUUGAAUAUUUAUGAUUCUUAAUAGAUUAUCAACUAGAGAUAUUUAUAAAUGAAGUAUAUACUUUUAAAAUAUGUAAGUUAUACUAAUUUCAUGUGUUUUCAUGUGCUGAAAAUUCUAUUUUUUUUUAGAAUUGGUUUUGUUUUUAUUCUAUUAUCCUUUAUUUCCAGUUGUCAAACUUCAGAUGGCUAUGUCUGCAUUCUAAUAACACUGUUCACAGUCUGAUAUGGAAAAGGAGAACUAGGGAAUAGAUGUUGCUUAGGGCUGGUGUCAGUGAUAAAAAAUUAUCAAUGCUUUUUAAUGCAUUUUUACUCUUGCCUCACUCUGUGUGUGUCACUUUCUAUAAUAUAAAGAAAUAUUAUAAUAUUUCUAGAAUCUGGAACUGUCACCAUGAUGAAUGGCCCUUGCAAUACAUAGGUACAGAAACUCCUUAAGAUUCCCCAGGACUUCAGUUUCACUGGUUUUUAUUUGCAGUUUUUAGUUGUUGUUAUUGUUGCUGUUUCCAGUCUAAAGGACCUGCUUUGAUAAAGGUGAACAAGACCUCUCGCCUAUGCUACCCAGCCAGAUUUCAUGUGUGUAAUGGGCUGGCCCAAGAGUGUGCUUUUACUUAGAACUCCUUUUGAUUUUGCUUUUCUUUGCCCCUAGAAAUUUUAGGGACAAAGACAUUUUGGAAAUUGUUACUUUUAGAAAGAAAACAUUGCAGAAAUAUUUAACACAGAUUACUUCAUGAUAAAAUUUGAAUGGGAUUAUAUGAAUUUAUAAUGCCAACUGAAAAUAUUAUAUACACAAAAGUUGCUAUUUUCACUUAAAGUAAGCAUUUUUAAAGGAUUUAUUUUAGAAUACAGUCUAUGCAAUCCUCAAACUCAGUGAGCUUUUCCCUGACAGAAUAUAUAAAAAGGUAGAUUAGGUCAACCCUCCUUUAAGCUUCCUCUCCCCUCACCUUUUCUUUUCACUGUAUAUAAACGGUACUUUCUGUGAUUCGUAGCAACAGAGGACUCUUAAGUCCUAAACUGUCAUUUUCUAAAUCUGGGAUUUAAAAUCUUUAAACAGUAUUUAAAAUCUUCAUUUUUUUUUUAAAUGUCAGCAGAUACAAUUUGGAAAGUUGCAUCUGUGUAGAAGUAAUGCAGGUAUAAGAUCUAGAGUUUUUCCUUAGACUCUUUAGUCUUUUCUGAAUUAAAGAAUAAGUGCUCUUAAAUCCA